CUAGGUUUAGCAUUUUCCCCGUUGUACUAUCAGUAGUUGGUGGUGGAUGGGUGUGAUAGGUGUGCCCGGAGGAGAGACCAGUUUUGAUGCAAUGCCUCCCCUCCUCACGUGGUUUCGCUGCUUUUACAUUCCUCCAUCUGCCCGAAUUCUCAUGGCUCCAUCUUUUACUCGCUUUUUGUUUCCUUUUGGGCUAUACUUUUGCCUUUUCUCACCUCCAGCCACCAGCUUUUGGAUACUACACUCUGUGGGGGCUGACAGAGUUUUGAUUAGGCAUGUGGGUGGAACACACUCUGGACUGUGGGGAUUGAUGUAUUUGUUAGGCACAUGGCUUCUUCAUUUCUAUCCACAUUGAAGUUUCUUGUUCGUUUUUUAGUCACAGAUCAACAUGGCCUGUUGUGAAGAUACGCUUGUCUUUGUUUAAUGUUCAAGAAUGGGGUUGUGCAGAAAUGCCAAUCAUGUGGUGGAUUGAGAGACUAUUCUGUGGGUGAGGUAGGAGAGGAAGAGGAGCAAUCUGCCGGUGGAAGUAGAACUGAGCUAGUGAUUGUAUGUGAAAAAUCAAGUUUCAGUUGAGUAAUGGAUCCAGAGGUUGGAAGAAUUCCGGUCUCUUUGAAGAAAGAUUCUUGGAAGACCAUCUUGCUUUUAGCAUUCCAGAGCUUAGGUGUUGUUUAUGGAGACUUGAGUAUAUCUCCUCUAUAUGUCUUCAAAAGUACAUUUGCAGAAGAUAUUCAACAUUCAGAAACGAACGAAGAGAUUUUUGGUGCGCUUUCGUUUGUGUUCUGGACUCUGACGCUUGUCCCCCUCUUCAAGUAUGUCUUCAUAGUUCUGAGAGCUGAUGACAAUGGCGAGGGGGGUACUUUUGCUUUGUACUCUUUGAUAUGUCGGCAUGCCAAUGUAAGCCUUCUGCCCAACAGACAGGUUGCAGAUGAAGAGCUCUCUACUUACAAAUAUGAAUGCCCUCCGGAAAUUACCAACAGGUCAAGGAUCAAGGUUUGGCUCGAGAAGCACAAGAACCUGCAUGUUGCUCUGUUGAUAGUGGUAAUGCUUGGUACCUGUAUGGUAAUUGGAGAUGGAAUCCUCACCCCAGCAAUAUCAGUGUUUUCUGCAGUUUCAGGGCUUGAGUUGUCCAUGUCUAAGGAGCACCAUGAAUAUGCCGUGGUUCCGAUAACAUGCUUCAUUUUAGUAUGCUUAUUUGCUCUGCAACACUAUGGUACUCAUCGAGUUGGAAUUCUAUUCGCACCAGUUGUUCUGACCUGGCUAUUGUGCAUCAGUGGACUUGGGAUAUACAAUAUUGUUCACUGGAACCCACAUGUCUAUCAGGCACUUUCUCCAUAUUACAUGUUUAAGUUCUUGAAAAAGACUAAGAAGGGUGGCUGGAUGUCCUUGGGUGGAAUUUUACUAUGCAUAACAGGAUCAGAGGCAAUGUUUGCAGAUCUUGGCCACUUCUCAUACACUGCAAUUCAGAUGGCCUUCACUUUCGUAGUUUAUCCCUCUCUCAUUUUGGCAUACAUGGGUCAGGCUGCUUACUUAUCAAAGCAUCAUGGAAUCUAUACGAGUUACCAGAUUGGCUUUUAUGCCUCAGUUCCAGAAUGCUUAAGGUGGCCUGUACUUGGGAUAGCAAUACUAGCUUCGGUUGUGGGGAGCCAAGCAAUUAUCAGUGGAACAUUUUCUAUCAUUAAUCAGAGUCAAUCGCUAGGGUGCUUUCCAAGAGUCAAAGUGGUUCACACCUCUGACAAAAUUCAUGGGCAGAUCUACAUACCAGAGAUUAAUUGGAUGCUCAUGAUCCUCUGCAUUGCUGUUGCUGUUGGAUUUAGAGACAUAAAGCACAUGGGAAAUGCUUCUGGACUAGCAGUGAUCACUGUUAUGCUGGUGACCACAUGCCUCACUUCCCUAGUUAUGAUCCUUUGCUGGCACAAGUCUCCAUUCUUGGCCCUUGCAUUUCUCCUCUUUUUUGGCUCCAUUGAGGUCCUCUACUUCUCUGCGUCGCUGAUCAAAUUCCUUGAGGGUGCCUGGCUUCCCAUCCUACUUGCUCUCUUUCUCAUGAUUGUCAUGUUUGUCUGGCAUUACGCCACAAUUAAGAAAUAUGAGUUUGACCUACAUAACAAGGUCUCUUUGGACUGGCUCCUGGCCCUUGGUGACAAACUUGGCAUCGUCCGUGUUCCUGGCAUUGGCCUUGUUUUCACCGAUAUCAUCUCCGGUGUGCCUGCUAACUUCUCCCGAUUUGUCACCAACCUCCCAGCAUUCCAUCGCAUCCUGGUCUUUGUUUGCGUCAAAUCUGUUCCUGUUCCAUUCGUGCCUCCUUCUGAGAGAUACCUUGUCGGACGUGUUGGACCGCCCUAUCAUCGUUCUUACAGAUGCAUUGUUCGGUAUGGGUACCGUGAUGUCCAUCAGGAUGUCGACUCUUUUGAAUCUGAGCUGAUUGCAAGUUUAGCUGACUUCAUACAACUUGAAGCAUCUUUCAGCGGACAAAGGUCUAGUGAGCUGAUGGAUGGUUACGAAGAUGGACUUACUGUCAUCGGAAGAAGUCUGCUUACGUGCGGUCGCAAUUAUAAUACCGUGAGCAGCACUCCAGGGGGGACGAUGACCGGCGAGCUGGCUUCUGAAGAAAACGCAAUUGAGUUGGCACCUGCCAGUGCAGGAAAGAAGGUUAGGUUCUUUCUGGAGGAGAACAGUCACCCGGCACUUUCUGAGCCUGCGAGGGAAGAGCUCAAUGAUCUACUGGCGGCACAGGAGUCUGGAUGCGCGUUUGUGUUGGGACAUUCUCAUGUGCAAGCGAGUCAAGGGUCAUCGAUCAUGAAGAAGUUGGCGAUCGACGUCGCGUACAACUUCUUAAGGAGAAACUGCCGAGGACCAGACGUGGCACUGCGUGUGCCUCCUGCAUCCCUCCUCGAGGUCGGCAUGGUCUAUGUCUUGUGAAUGUAAGCAUGCUCUUACAAGCCAUGUCGUGCUCCUUUGCAGAAACUGUGUCAUGCAGCUGUUUGAAGGAAUGUGCGUGCUGUGACCUGUCAUGCAGCUUUGAAGGAAUGUUUGCAGAAACUUGUCUUAGGAGACAAGUUAGCAUGUACUGUUGUUUGUGAUAGGUACUGCUUUCCAGCUUAUGGACAAAGUAUGUGUAUAUAUACAACUAAUUGCAGUGCAUGUAAAUUCUUGAUUCAAACUCACCAAUAGUUAGGGUUGGUUUUCAGUUCC
This is a messenger RNA of Musa acuminata subsp. malaccensis (wild Malaysian banana), 3186 nucleotides long. Its product is annotated as probable potassium transporter 9. Gene Ontology annotation, molecular function: potassium ion transmembrane transporter activity. Gene Ontology annotation, biological process: potassium ion transmembrane transport. Lineage: Eukaryota; Viridiplantae; Streptophyta; Magnoliopsida; Zingiberales; Musaceae. The record is from RefSeq and is a predicted model, not a curated record. Gene Ontology annotation, cellular component: plasma membrane.